GCGCCCACGACCUCCCCCACCGCAUCCGGCGGGGAGCCCAGCGUCUGCGAAGCGGCUGUGGCCCACCACGGCAAGGCCUGGGACUUCGCUGGGCCCUGCUCCGCGUGCCUGGCUGGGAACAACGUCUGCUACGACGACCCUGAGCAUGAUUCUCAGAGCCUCUGCUUGCAGUGGCCCAAGAACGUGUGGUGCGGAGCAGCGUCGCUCGUGGAGUCUCGCCGCAGCAGGCGCCGGCCGCACGCCUUCCUGGGCACGGCGCUGCUCCAGACCGUGUGCCCUCUGUCGCGCGCUUCUCCCAGCGAGGUGCUCGGGGCCUGA
Molecule: messenger RNA, 318 nt
Organism: Prorocentrum cordatum
Lineage: Eukaryota; Dinophyceae; Prorocentrales; Prorocentraceae
Source: the annotation of a GenBank genome assembly